Messenger RNA from Aphidius gifuensis, 5301 nucleotides. RefSeq names its product inositol polyphosphate-4-phosphatase type I A. The transcript has 8 exons. The coding region runs from base 247 to 4323 and encodes 1358 amino acids. NCBI's taxonomy places the organism in Eukaryota, Metazoa, Arthropoda, Insecta, Hymenoptera, Braconidae. The record is from RefSeq and is a predicted model, not a curated record. Gene Ontology annotation, cellular component: cytoplasm. Gene Ontology annotation, molecular function: phosphatidylinositol-3,4-bisphosphate 4-phosphatase activity.
ACUUAACAAGAUGAACAUGUAGGCCAAUGUAAUUGAGAAAAAAAAAAAAUUAAAAUAAUAAGAUUGUGUGCCUGUUAAAACGGUACCUGUCUCAACAAUAAAUCAAUGGCGUACAAAAUUUAAAUGAAACAAUGUUGACAAUUCAAUUUAGAUGAUACAUUUAUAUAUGAAAAAAACAGCUAGAGGAAGAUGCAAUAUCAAAUGAUUGUGAUGACUUGAUUCGCUUGAAUAAUAAAUGACUUGAUAAUGAGGUUUAAUAAACAAGAGUUGAUGACACUGGCAACACAGCCAUCACAAAAAUUUGAUAAAGAGGGAACUCUGUGUAUACGUGAACGUCAAGAGGGAUUUUUUCGUCGAACAGAAAGUACGAGUAAAAAACUUGAGCGCAAAAGACAAAAAGGAAUAACCCAUAAGACUCUACGAGACCUGAGUUGUGUUUCAGCCAGCACAAGCAAAGUAAGUCUUGAAAGAUGGUGCAGACUUCGAGGUAAUUUGCUGUUUUAUUUCAAAUCAAAAGAACAAUGGUCUGAGCCAACAGGAGUUAUUAUUUUAGAGCAAUGUAGCUUUAGAGUUGAUCAACUAACGAGUCAAGUGCAAUUUGGUUUUAGUAUAGUUUUUGAUGGUGGUAUUUAUCAACAAUUUGGUGCACCAACAUCUGAAGAACGUGAUAGUUGGCUUCAAGCAUUACAAUUAGCAAGUUAUGAAUUAAUGAGAAAUCAACUUUUAUCAUUACGUGAAAGAAUUGAAUUAUCAAGUGGACAUAAAAACGAUACAGAUAUACAAAUGAUACGUUUACAACGUGGUAUUAUAACAGAUCCAUCUGAAAUACCAAUAUGUGAAAUAUCAUUAUCAUGUGAUAAUUUAUUAUGUGAUGGUCAUGGACGUCCACCAAAUCCUGUAUUAGAAAUUGAUGUACAAUUAACAAAUUCAAAAACAUGGAUAAAAUAUGCAAGAACAGAAGUUAUUGAAUCAAGUAGUAAUCCUGGUUUUUUAAUAACAGUUAGUUUUCGUUCAUCUGAUGGUUUAAAUACAAAUAGUAAAAUACGUAUAACAGCAUAUGAUGUACGUGAACGUGUUAGUCAAACAGCAACACCAAUGGGUUCAGCUAAAAUUAUAUUUUCAUCAAUACAAGAUACACCACGUUUACGUAUACCACUUAAAUCAUCAAAAGAUACAACUGUUGGUUUUUUAACAAUGAAUGUAUGGAAUUUAGAAGCUGAUGAUAAAAUAAAUAGUACUGAAAGUACACCAUCACAUAAUAUAAAACUAACAACAUCAACAACAUCAACAUCAACAUCAAUAGCAACAGCAGCAACAACAGCAACUUCAACAACAACACAAAUAUUUUCACAUCGUCGUUCACAAUCAUUACCACCAAGAUUAGGUACUAAAAUAAAACUUCCACAUCAAGGUCAAUUAAAAUUAUUUUUUGCAAAUCCACAUAUACAAACAUAUAGAUUUCAUUCUGGUUUAGGUGGUGAUAUAUGUGUACAUGAAAUAAUGGCUGAAAGUAAAUUAUGUUUUAAAUUUCCACAACAAUUAUUAGAUAUAUGGAUACAAGAAGAAAAAGAAUUAUUAUUAGAAAUUGCUGGUAUGGGAGAGUUACAUGAACCAUGGCAUAAAAAACAAAUUGAAUUACUUGAUCGUCAUAUACAGCUACUUAAUUUAUAUGCAAAUGCACGUGAAAAUUUAACAACAUUAAAAGGUAGUUAUUUUAAACAAUCAUCACGUAAAAAUGAUCGUCAUUUUGAAUUUGCACCAUUGAAUUUACAUUUACAAAGAAUGUGGGUACAUAAUGAUACAUUAAAUAAAUGUGGUUUUUAUGAUUUUAUAACUGUUGGUGCAUUUACAGCACAUUCACAUAAAAAUAAAAAUGGUGGUUUAUUAAGAUUAGUACAAGCAUUAAAAGAAUCACCAAUGAAAUAUGGACAAUUAUAUCAAGGUACAUCUAAAAUAACAAUGGCAAAUGAUGCAAUACAAGCUAUUAAACAACUAAGAAGAGAUGUUGUUGAAGCUAUGAGAUCAUUAAUGAAAUUAGCUAAAGCUAAACAAACAAGUGGUAUGUUACCAAUAUGUGAUGAUAUGAUUACAAAAACACGUAUAUUAUUAAGUUUAUGGGAUCCAGAAUUAGUUGAAGAAGCAUUAGUUUUUUUAGAACAACAUAAAGUACCAAAAGUUCAAGAAAUAUCAAAAAAUAAUAGUAAUAAUAAUGAUGAUGAUGAUGGUGAUGAUGAUGGCAAUAAAGUUGAUGGUAAUGGUGCUGGUGAUGAUAAUGAUGAUGACGAUAAUAAUAAAAAAACUUUGACAUUAAAUUUUAAUACAAAUAAAUCAUUAUCACCAUUUAAAAGAAUAACACAACAGCUAAAUUUUGAUUUAAAAAGUCCUGAUUUUGAUGAUUUAAUGACACCAGAUACACCAGAAUGUGUACAAGAUAUGUGGGCCAAGGAAAGUGCAAAAUGUUCCAUUAAUAAAACAAUGGAUAAUAAUAAUUUAUUAAAAAAUAAUGAUAAUGAAAAUAAUUUUGUGAUAUUUCCAGAUGUUGAAGAUGAACCUAAACAUCAAAAUAAUUGCAAUGAUGAUAAUGUUAAUAAUAAUAUUAAUAAUAAUAGUAAUAAUAAUGAUAAUGAAGAUGAUGAAAAGGAUGAUAAUUAUAAAAUUGGUUGUGAAGUAGAUAUAAGUAAACGUUUUUUAGAUACUAAAAAAAUGUGUAAUUCACCAUCAGCAAAUUAUUAUAAACCAACUGAUGAACCAGAACCAUGGGAUUUAACACAAUUAAAUAUUGAAGCAAGUGUCAUGUGUUUAGUAUCAAAAGUAAAAUUUCUUUGUGGUAGAUGUAGUAGUCCAGCUGUACGUUUACGUAAUAAAAAUUCAUUAUUAAAAACUCAAUCACUUCGUGGAUGUAUAAUUGAUAAAAAAAUAUCAACAACAACAGCAACAACAACAACAGUACCAGUACCAGUAGAAACAGCAGCAAUAGCAACAACAACGGCAGCUUCAAUUCCAACAACAUCAAAUGUUGUUACAAUACAGCCAAAAAGUACAAUUAAAAAUGAUAUUAAAACAAAAUCAUUAGAUAAUCAAAAUUCAAAUGAUAAUAAUAAUAUAUUAAAAGCAAAUGAUAUAUGUCAAGCUGUUGAUACAAUGACACGUGUUAUUAAAAGUAAUUCAAUACCAAGAAAUAAAUUUACUGAAGGUUUAGAUUUUGCAUCAAUUGUUGAUUGGACAAAUGAAUUACGUCCAAGUAUGAAAAAAUUACGUCAAGCAAUGGAUGGUUUAUUAAAAACAGCAAGAUUAACACAUUCAGUAUUUCGUGUACAAGAAGAUGCUAAAAUAGCACAAAAAAUUUGUAAUAUACGUUAUAGAAGAGAUGUUUGUUUUAGUCAAGCAUUAACAUCAUUAGUAAGUUGUCUUAUGGCAAAAUUAUGGUGUCAAAGACCAGAUCCAAUAUUUUUAUUAAUAUUAACAACAUUAGGACCAUUAGUUAGUUUUGAAACAUUGCUCAGUUAUUAUGGUGAAGAAAUUGAUAUGUGGGGUGAUAUGGCUGUUGCUAUUGAAGAUAUGCAUACUGUUACAUUUACAUUAACAAGAUGUGGUUUAACAAAAAAUAAUAUUAAUAAUAAAUUACAUGAUCCAUUGCCAAAAGUUGUUGGUUCAAGAACUGCAUUAACUGUGAUAUUACCAGUACCAGAUGGUAUAUAUUCACUUCUUCCAAUUGCACCGUCUUCCAGACAAACAUUAUCAUUUAAUGUUACACCUGUUUUUUUUAAUAUUGGUAUUAAUGAAUAUGCAACACUUGCUGAAAGUUUAAGAAUAACAAAACCUCAAGAAAAAAGUAAUAUGGAUAAUUUUGAUAGAUUAAAUGAGUAUUAUCUUAGAUAUAAAAAACUUAAUUUAUCAACAGAGACCAAUGUUACUAGAAUAAGUGGUGGUCGUUCUCAUGUUAAUCAAAGUCUUGGUGAUUUAAUAAUUAAAUUAAAAUCAUGUGUACAAGAAAAAAUAUCAAAAAAUACAGAUAUAUUACAAAUAUCAUCACAAAUUUGUUAUAAAAUGAAAGGGCUACGUUUGACCAGUUGUAAAAGUGGCAAGGAUCGAACUGGAAUGGCAAUUACCCUUGAACAAGUCAACAUACUUGCCACCGAAUAUCACCUGUCUGAAAAUGAAUACACAAAAGCACUCGACUGCAUGAGAAGUGAAGGCUGUCGAAGAGAAAAUACUUGUAAAAAUAUUGGCGUUAGAAAGUAUGCAUUCAACAGAUUGCAAAUUUUAACAUUUCCAAAAUUAUAUCGUCCACCAACUGGCACCUAUGGCUCAUCUCAAACUUAAAUUUCUUAAGUAUUAAUUAACGAAAUAGUAAGUUUCCAAAAUAAUACAAUACUGAAUCUCUAAUAAAAUUUAAUUCAACUAGAAAUAAAUAAAUAGUAAACAAUUAAAAUAAAAAGUUGCCAAGUAAAAUAUUUAUAAAAACAAAAAAACCCCUCAACUGAUUAAUUAAUAAAUUUGCACUUUAAUUAGAUUAAAAUUUUUCAAAACUGAGAUUUUAAAUCUUCAGUAUUUAUUGCCAUUAAAAAAACCAACAAACCCAGUACCAAUUAAUACGCAAAUGAACAAAAAAAAAAACGAAUCAAUUAAUACCUCAUUAUUUACAUGAUUAUUAUUAAUUAAUUAAAUAACUUAAAAAAAAAAAAAAAACUAAUGUUAUUAGUAGUCAUAUUUUAUCGUUAUACGUUGAUGUCUAGAGAGUGAUAUGGAAAAAAAAUUAAAAUGUAUAUUGGAUGAAUUUUUGUUUUAAAAAUAAAUUACAAUAGAUGAGACCCAAAAAGCCAAUUAGCCACAUAUUCAUUAUACAACAUGUAUAUAUUUAUAUUUUUUUUUUUUUAUACUUCUAGAGAAAUUAAGUACUUUUUUAUAUAAAAAAAAAAAAAAGAAAAAACAAGAUCGCUGACCAGCUGGUGUCUGGUUUAUAUUUGUUAUCUCAUUUUAGAGAAAAGACAUACAGCAACCAUCUCAAUUCGACCGGCUGCAGCAGUCGAGUAGUGGAGAAAAAAAAAAAAAUAAAAUAAAGAUGAAGUGGCGCGUGGCUCUUUGCACACAAAUAAAGGGCCAAUGUUAUAUCCACCACAGUAUGUAAAACUCAUUGCCUCAGGAAAAAAAAAUUCAUUUUCAAACUCCCGUCACGUGCCAACAUUAAACCUCUUUUUUCCCCUCUAUUCACCCUCUGUAUCGGCAGCUGGCCUUUUUUUCUACUACUAAACAAAUCUAUCCCCUAAAAUCAACUCGAAUCAAUUCAAUUUAUUUUUAUAU